CUGUACUCUAUACAAUCAGGGGCGUAUAGUUAAUUGCAUUUGUAUGCGUGUCAGGGACACUCCCUUCUUCGCGAUUUAAUUACAAAUAUGGCCCUUUUAUAAUAUUUUAAUUGUAUAGAAAAUGAGGUGUACCCAUAAAAUGUACUAAAUAUGCCGUCCGAAAUAGAAAAUAAUACAAAAACUAUAAAUAUGAGUCCUGAUCAAACAGGUGGCUCUGAAAAUAAUAAAAAAGCUACAGGUUGGGUAAAAUUUGAGGAAGAUGGACAAGUGGAAUCAUCUUCAACAGCGGCUGUGAUUAAUACAGAAAGUGUGCAAGUGAAUUUAGAUGGUCGUAGUGUAAAUCAAGCAAAAUCACCAGCUAAAAAGAACGAUAUUGCCGUUGACACUGGCCCUUCAACAUUACGUACAAUUGAAUUAGGAAACAAUGAAGUUGUUCGACAAGGUUUUAUAAAUGGAGAUGUCGUAGUAACAUUAUUACCAGUAAAUACACGAUGGCCAUGGAUAACUCCUGCUCAAUUUCGACCAGAAUUAGUGCCAGAAGAACUAAUGGCACAAGGCCUCACGUUGACUGUUGAAGAAUAUGUCCAAGCAAUGGAAUUGCUUGUAAAUGAUGUCCGCUUUACAAUGUAUAACAUUUGUUACAAGCGUGUAUUAGUCGUUUGGAUAGUACUUGCAUUCAGUGUAUUGCUCGGUUUAUUAUUUUCUGGUUUAACUGGUCUAAUUAUGUUUUCGCUUGGCGUUGCUUGGCUCGUAUUAAAUGCAUCUGCCAUAUUUUUAUGCAUGUGGGUAAAAAUAGUUUUAUCAAAAGGUCUUGAACGUUGUUUAGCACAUGUGAAUAAACAAUUGUUACGACAUAAAUUGAUAAUUGCAUUGGAUGAUCGUGGUAAAAUAUCGUGCCAUAAAGUGAAUCUAUGUUUCCUGUACUUGGAUCCAGGACCAUGUAUUGCACAUUUACAAUCGAUUGUUGAACAACAAGAGCGUGAACCAAAUAAUGGUGGCUGGGAACAACGUAUGGAUAUAUCUGCAAGUGAUAUUGUUAUACAAGGCGCUCAAACAACAAGAUUGUCACGGAAGCAGGGUCGGGCUGAACAAUUAUUUUUACGAUAUCUUCAACGUUGGGGCAAGGAUUACUUACGACGAAGAUUAGAUUGGACAUUAGAUGAAGCUGAUGGAAAUCCACCGGCUCCUCGACAUUUAUCUCGAGCAUUGUGUCCCUGCCAAUACGCAGAGGGUAUAUUACUCAGUAAACCAAAAUCAGAUACACGAAAGGGCAACGCUACUCCAUCUACGAUACGCAGCACGGUGGGGCAAGAGAGCUGUACGUGGUUUAAUUACCUUUCCUUCAAAACCGGCACGACAUUGCCCUAAAAUACAAUGUCCAUGUCAAUUUGUUGAAGAACAUCUACAUUAUAAACCAAAAGGCAAGUUAACUUUUGCCAAACUAUGCUCUUUACCUGAUCAAUCUUAAUGUGUCUUCAUUACUUACAACUAUUCUUCUUCUGGGCGCAUAUUAUUUGGUUGUGGUAUUUUCAAAAUUUUAAUUUUAUAAACAUCAAAUUGAUCAAUAUUAUUUAUAAAUAAUUAUUAUGCAUCAUCAUUAGUUUGUCUUAGAGCUUCUUUCGAUACACGAUACAAUCACAAAUUUAAGUUAAACCAUAGCAUAUUUUAAUGAACUAAAUUUAUAUUUAUAUAUCGGACAAAAUAAGAGUUUCACGUGGAGCUACUAAAGUACUAAAAUUUCUUUAAUAAAGCGGAAGAUACAAUUGUAAUUAAACUAAUAAAAAUUUGUGAGCUAAAUGGUGAUCACUGAAUACGCUAAGAAAUUAUCGGCCAGGAGACAAUUCGCGUUUUUUAUAUAAAAUUAUUUAUUCCACUAUAUUGCGGAGUAAAAUAUUACAAUAUCCAACUGUAAUUUCAGUGAUACCCUGAAAUAAUACACAACAAAAUGAUCGCUUAUAGUCGCCAUAUUUUUUUGUUGAUGUUAUUAAAAAGCUUUUUCGUGUUUGGAAAGCUCAUUGGUCAUAGUUUCUGUGAUGAUUAUUUUUUAUUUUUAAGUUUUUUCGAAAUAUUAGAAAG
Chrysoperla carnea is the source of this 2076-nucleotide messenger RNA. RefSeq lists its product as uncharacterized. The record is from RefSeq and is a predicted model, not a curated record. Lineage: Eukaryota; Metazoa; Arthropoda; Insecta; Neuroptera; Chrysopidae. The transcript has 5 exons. The coding region runs from base 151 to 1368 and encodes 405 amino acids.